Molecule: messenger RNA, 2340 nt
Organism: Trifolium pratense (red clover)
Lineage: Eukaryota; Viridiplantae; Streptophyta; Magnoliopsida; Fabales; Fabaceae
Product: myosin-binding protein 7-like
Exons: 4
Coding region: 449-1879 (476 amino acids)
Source: RefSeq, a predicted model, not a curated record
GUAGAUAAGAGAGAGAGAGAAUGAAAAAUUUGAAGUUUGAAUUGAACAAACAAACACACUCAACGACGACGUUUACGAUGCAAAAUCCACAACUACCCUUUGGCCUUGAGUUGUGCACAUAGAUAGAAAAACACAAACAAACAAAUUAUCCCUCAAUCAAAUUAUUUCUAGGGUUUCAAAUUCCAAAUCAUUCAUUCUUUCAUUCUUCCCUCCAAACCAAACAUUCAUAUAAUAUAAUUCUUCUCUCCAUUUCCUCAACCACACACACUUCUUCAAGAUUUGUGUCCAAUCGGUUGAUCCAAAGGGGAAGAAGAAGAAGAAGAAAGAGAAGGUGUUUGGCAAGGAGGGAGGUAUAAACUAUAAACAAACAAACAAUGCAACCAUUUCAGAUUCUUGCUGUUUGAAUGUAUUGUUAUUAUUGUUAUUAUAAUAAUAUUAUUAUUAUAAAAUGGAUUUGGAAUCUUUCGACGAUUCUUUGAAUACCAAAACAUGCAAAUGUCGCGACUGCAAUUGCGAAUGCUGCUGCUCCGAAGGGAGAACGGAUUGGAUCCGUUCUGUGAAACGGAAACACGAUGAGUCGGAAAAGGCGAAAAAGUUGAACAACAGCGGUGGUGAUGGCGUUGUUCGUGUUGAAAUUGGGGACGAAUGUGUUGCCUUACGACAGGCGGUUAGCGGUCAGCAAAAAGCAAUUCAGGAUUUGUAUUCUGAAUUGGAGGAGGAGAGGAAUGCUGCUUCGUCUGCAGCGAAUGAAACAAUGUCGAUGAUAUUGAGGUUGCAGACUGAGAAAGCUGAACUUGAAAUGGAAGCGCGGCAAUUCAAGCGAUUUGUUGAGGAGAGGACUAGUCAUGAUCAGCAGGAGAUUUUAGCUUUGGAGGAAUUGUUGUAUAAAAGGGAACAGACGAUUCAUUCGCUUACGUGCGAAAUUCAGGCUUAUAAACAUAGAUUGAUGAGUUAUGGUUUAACUGAGUCAGACGUGGAAGGUGAUUAUGAUUUUCCACCUUAUGAGUAUCCUCCUUUGAAAUGUAAUGUAAUGCAUGCUGUCACGGACGCUGAGAAUGAUGAUGUUCUUGAUGUUGAUGUUGAGAAGUAUGCGUUUGGGGAAACUCCUAGGGAUCGUUUGAGGAGUUUGGAGAAUAGGAUAUCUCAAAUGGAGAGAACUCCAACUUAUAGUCAGAUGGAAGGUGAUUUCGGCACAAAGAAUAUUAUAGAGAAGGUAAUAGUCGGACAAUCUCCUAAAACAAAUAUACAUUCAAGGAAAUUUUCAUGUGACUCGUCCUCGUUUGGCCCCGAGUUUGUGUCGGAUUCUCCCAGAUUCAAUGGCUGCAUUAAGAAGAUGAAUAAUGGGUCAGAGGAUUUCUCCAAUUUUAAGAAGAUGGAUAAUGUGUCCGAGGCUGGUGAUAAUAUGACUGAUAGAGUUUACACUGUUGACUCUGAAUUCAAAGGUGGUGUUGGUGGUUACGAUGAGCAUUUAACAACUCCAAGGGAGUUUGGAAAUCAGGGCGAUUUUGAAGAUCCAUAUGUAAAGAAGCUUUACAUACGGCUUCAAGCACUUGAGGCGGAUAGGGAAUCAAUGAGGCAGGCAAUCAUUUCGAUGCGUACUGAUAAAGCACAGCUUGUUUUGCUCAAGGAAAUAGCUCAACACUUGUGCAAAGAGAUGUCAGAUCAGAGGAAAGUUACCGUGAAAACCUUUGUUGGCGGCAUCUCAUUCUUCACAAUCUUUAAGUGGGUUGCUUCAAUUCUUUUCUGGAGAAAGAGAAGUCAUCAAAUCAAGUAUAUGUUUGGGCAACCAUCUAGCAGUUCUGGCAUGCUAAUGCUCCUCGACAAAGGACCCAAUGUAAGGUCGUGGAGAUAUGUUUCAAGAGUACAAUUGGGAGAAUAGUUUACAGGCUAGGUUCAUAUUGGGAGCACCAAAAUUAAUCUCCAUCACACUAUGCUACGAGAAUGUUUCGAGAGCACAAUUGGGAGAAUAGUUUACAGGCUAGGUUCAUAUGUGGGAGCACAAAAUUAAUCUCCAUCACACUAUGCUAUGAGAUUAUUAUUUUCUUCUUUUUUCACCGUAGAUUAUUUUUCUCUCGUAGGAGUGUUGUUUUGUGCCGUGUUUUCUGUUGUAUGAAAUUGAAUGUAUGUAAUAUUGUAAUUUACUGGUUGAUUGGUGAAACAUGGAUAUGAUUUGGCAUUUGAGCAUUCUCUCUCUUAUGGUUUGUUGUAUUGUAGUUGACUAGUUGAGAAUGUAUAUACCUUUAGACAGUCCUCUCAUGUACAUGCCAUGUUGUAAGUGUCCUCACUCCUUCGUACAUUAUAUUACUUUUCUUAGAAAGUAGCAGCGUUCUUUGUUGGAAA